This is a messenger RNA of Eurytemora carolleeae, 2054 nucleotides long. RefSeq lists its product as uncharacterized. The transcript is spliced from 23 exons. The record is from RefSeq and is a predicted model, not a curated record. The coding region runs from base 144 to 1937 and encodes 597 amino acids. Lineage: Eukaryota; Metazoa; Arthropoda; Copepoda; Calanoida; Temoridae.
UAGUCUGAAAGGUCAUAUUUCAAAUUACUAAACUGUUAGUUAAUGUUAAACAUAUAUAUGUGAUACAUGAUGUUAACAUUGUACAUAAGUUUACCCUAGCCUACCAAGGUAUUCUGGGUGUGGAAAAUCCUAAUAUCCUGAAUAUGGGAUGGAAGGAUUCCACUCUACUCCUUCUCCUGAUAUAUACAGAUUGUGUUUACUCUAAAGGGGGGUCUGAGUAUUGGAGUGAGGAUUAUGAUACAUCAAAGAACUGUAAAGACGAACAAACUAUUCUCAAAAUUAUGACAUCUGGGAACUCUUCAUUGGGGCAUUGUGAGGAUGAAGUUGGGGACCUUAGUGAUGUUCAGGUUUUCCAAAGCUGUAAAUUCAAGUUGGCCAAAGCAGUUGCGACUGCAUGUUCAUCUACUACAGUUAAAGAUGGAGGGAAGCUGCUGUACUGUAAAAACAACAAACUGACAACCUGCUGCUAUCACCAACAUAAGUGUGUUGAGAACUGGAACGCUAUUAAGGGGGAUUAUACUAAAACUGCGGAGGCUUUUCUCAGAGAUAAGAAAGCCUGGCUUGAGAACGAGAAAAGUAAAGGAUAUGAAACCUGCCAAGCUCUAGACUCCAGUUAUGACGCCUCUGUUUGUCAAAAAGAUUGCACAAGUCAGGAAACUUCAGAUUUUGCUAAGCAGUGUUCAGCCCAGGGAGGAUUCUUUAAAUGCUGCAUAAGACGAGAUAAAGCCAACUGUCAUGAAUGUCGGUAUUGCUGUACCCUUCUCAUGUGCACCAGGAAAAUAGGAUCAGGUUUUCACACUGAUUUCACCUCACUCAAUGGAACUAAGCUAGUUGUGGACUCCCAAAGUGAAGGAAUACAGCAAGCUAAAGAACUGUUUUUUACUUCAAGUUCUAUGUGGAAACUUCCAGAUUACAGAUGUUUGAAUCCUGAGAGUGAUCCGGAUCCACUGAAGUGGGGUCAUUAUGAUCCAUUCUCAUUCAGUGAAGCUAUAACUAAGGAGGAAUUGAGUAAGGCGGUAACCUUUCCAUAUGACAAGCGAUUCAUGAACUUUGAAGAUCCGGAAGUAGUCAAGGAAAUGUUAGAUACAAAAGAAUUGGAAAAGAAAUGGAAAGAAGUUUAUGGAUUUGACUUCGCACAUCUGGGCUUUGAUGGCUCUGAGAGACUUCUGGAUUGUGUUAAAGCAGAAUCAAGCGAAUUCGCGAAAAAAUGCAAAAAGAAUAAGGGUUUCUUUAAAUGCUGUUCAAAUGCAUGGAAUUUGUAUGCAUUUGUUGAGUCAAGGAAAAUUCUCAAGGAUUUGAACUUGAUCACGUCCUUUGAGGAAAUUAAGGGCUGUACUUCUGCUGUGGACUGUUUUAUUGAGACCAAUGUUCAUUUUUGUUCCAUUUUGGACCAGUAUACCGGACUUGUUGAACUAGAGUUUGAAACCCCAAUAGAGAAUCCUUUGGGAGGGACAAGCAUUGUUAAUGCGGAAAGACAGCACAGAAUAAAAGCAAAUGGAACCGACUUGGUAAAAAAACCUCUGAGACUUGGCCAUCGAGCUUCAUUUUGUGCCAUUCUGGACACAUGUACGGUGAAUGACAUAUAUUUUACCAACAUCAGUGCAUUUAUGCAAGUUUAUGACAAGGAAGCCUUCUGUAACCUUGAUGUUAAAGAUAUAAUCUACAGCGACAACUUUAAGGCAGAAGAUCCCCAACAAUGUCAGCAGAGAAAGUAUCCAAAUGUUCGAAUAUGUCCAAAGGAAGAAUUUCUAAAAAAACCUAAAGGAGAACUAGGAGUAGUUCUAUUUGGAAAAGGCAUGGAGAAACUAUGGAAAGGAAGCAAAAAGUCAAAAGAUAAAAAGAAGAAAUCAAAAAAGAAGAAAAAGAAGAAGGGAAAAAAGAAAAAGAACAAGAAGAAAAAGAAGAAGAGGAAAAAGAAGAAAAAGAAAAAGGACUGAAAAUAAUUUGUGAAAACUGAAUUGGUAAAAUAACGUAACAUUAAAUAAGAUGGUGGUAUGUUUCAUAUCCAUGAAUUUAAUUGAUUUUUUUAUUGCAAUAAAUAUUUUUUUUCUAUA